AUGCUGCUCGAGCAUCAUCGUCGGGUUGAUGCGAAUCGUCGAACGGAGACUCAGAAGUGGACGACUCCAUUCAUCGAAUCGAUUACUUCCCACAAGGAUAUUCUCCGCUUAUUUCUCACUCUUCGCGAUCCAGAUAUUAACGCUCUCAAUAGUGACGGGACACCUGUGUUGACGCUGGCGAUACAAAAUAUAAAUACGACCAACCACAGAGGCAAGGACAUUGUCCAAAUGUUGCUUGAGCAGAAGGGCAUCAUAGCUGACCAGCGUGAUAAAGAAGGGAUGACGCCGCUUAUGCAUGCCACAGUGGUUAGUGAAUAUGAUACUGUUGAAUCUCUUGUGUUUAGAAGGGAUGUGGAUAUCGAUGCUAGAGAUCAUACAGGGAGGACGCCGCUUUUCCAUGUUCGGUCGAGUUCAGAGAGUGAGAAAAUAGCCCGUUUGCUGGUAGAGUUUGGCGCGGACAUUAAUGCGAGAGAUAAUGAGGGCGAUGAGACACCAUUUCUGGCUGCAUGGCGCCGACGUGAUUUCAGUGUCAUGGCGCUCCUGCUUGAGGCUGGGGCAAAGCCGACGUGGGUACAGGAGGAAAUCGAUGACGUGCGUGUUUUCCACCCGACCAAGCUGUUUCGGCUGGCUGUGAAAAAUAGACAUGCGAUGUCAACGGAACAGGCUCUCAUUCUGAUUACCAAAGGCGGUCUCCCAGACCCUACCACCUCCCCAGAUAAGUAUGGACGAACGCCGCUGUGCGUUGCUGCUCUGCGUGGGAAAGGAUGGCUUGUCGAAGUGUUGCUUGCACAUAGCAGGGGCGAAUUUGAGCGGACCGCACAACCACUUGCCCUCAUUCUGGCUGCGAUGAACGGACAUGACGGGAUCGUUCGCCAUUUUUUGUCCGCAGAAGCUAAUGGCCCUGACCCUAUUCAGGGAUACAUAGAUCUGCUAGAAGCCAUGCGCCACGGAUACCACGAGGUGGUGAAGAUGUUCAACGACAUCCGCCAUAGUUCUCCUCCUUCGUAUCCAUCAUGGCUGCCAUUGUUCAUAGCUGCCCUAUAUGGGCAUGAGCAUGUUGUGAAAAUGUUUAUAGCAAGCAAAUCGGCCACAAUGGCCAGGAAGAUGGCCACUCUGCAAGGCGAAUAUGGAAAAGAUCGAGAGUGA
Molecule: messenger RNA, 1146 nt
Organism: Blastomyces gilchristii SLH14081
Lineage: Eukaryota; Fungi; Ascomycota; Eurotiomycetes; Onygenales; Ajellomycetaceae
Product: ankyrin repeat protein
Exons: 1
Coding region: 1-1146 (381 amino acids)
Molecular function (GO): protein binding
Source: RefSeq, a predicted model, not a curated record